AUGAAUAAUACAAGGUCAUCAAAUAACAAAAAUGGUAGCAAUAGUACCAUAAAUGCAUUAGAAACUCCCAGGUCACCAUCACGAUCUACUCGAACUAUGAAUCCCCCGAAACUAAAUGAAAUGGGAAUACAAUCAUCACCUCCUAGAAGACGAAAUAACAAUACAAUAUUCAGCGAUAGAUACAUUCCCAAUAGAACUGGUGUUGAUCUCCAGGCAGCAUUCAGUUUAUCACACGAAGAAAUACUACCUGAUUUAAGAAGGAAUGUGGAUAACGAAAUUGAAGUUAGACGAGAGGAGGAAGCUAAUCGAACCUUUUCAACUGUUUUGAAAGCAGAAUUAUUUGGUGAUAAUGUACCCAUGGCCACAGCAAAUUUAACUAAUAGCACAACAAGCACUGGUGUUACAACUAGUCGUCCGAAACAAGCUCGCACAAUAGCUACUAGUGGAACCACAAGUUCAAGUAUGUCUUCUACUCCUCCCCCUCCAGCAGCAGCAGCAGCAGUAGCAGCUACCCAACGUUCAUCGAACUCAACAUCUUACUUCCCUGGAUCAGCUGGCUCGUCAAUAACCGCUGCUAUUGGAAACACAAAUGGUCAUGGUUCUUCAUCAACUACUAUCACCACAAAUACUUCGAAUAACAACAACAUUUCUAGUACCAGCCUGGCCAACGAUAUCGAUGAUGUGACGAGUACACCUAGACGAAAGACAAACUUGUUUACUUAUCAAUCUCCCCAGAAGACUCGACCGAUAUCACGAGAUUUGCAACAGGAACUAUAUUCGUUGUCACCUGUACGACAAGAUUCACAGAAGCUUUUGUUAUCACCACAGAAGAAGCCAAGGACAAUCUCCAAGGUUCCAUACAGAGUUUUGGACGCCCCUGAGUUGUCUGAUGAUUUUUAUCUCAAUUUGGUUGAUUGGGGUCAACAAGAUGUAUUGGCAGUUGGAUUGGGUGAUAGUGUAUAUUUAUGGGAUGGUGCCACACAAUCAGUGGACAGGUUAUGCAAUUUGACUAACAAAGACAAAGUUACAAGUUUGAAUUGGAUAGGUACAGGUACCCAUCUAGCGAUUGGAACAUCGAAAGGGUUAGUCGAGAUAUGGGAUGCAACCAAGAUCAAGUGCAUUAGAACAAUGACCGGUCAUUCUCUUCGAGUCAGCUCAUUAGCUUGGAAUGAACAUAUAUUGAGUAGUGGAAGUCGAGAUAGAACAAUUUUGAACCGUGACGUUAGAAUCGAGGAUCAUUAUGUGAACAAGUUUGAGAGCCAUAAACAAGAAGUGUGUGGUUUAAAAUGGAAUGUCGAAGAAAACAAGCUUGCUAGUGGUGGCAAUGAUAACAAUUUGUUUGUUUGGGAUGGUUUAAACACCAAACCAUUGCAUCAGUUUACUGAUCAUACGGCUGCAGUAAAAGCUAUUGCAUGGUCUCCUCACCAACGUGGAAUCUUGGCUUCAGGUGGAGGCACCGCCGACAAAACUAUUAAAACAUGGAAUACGUUGACUGGAAGUUUAGUUCAUGAUGUCAAUACAGGAUCUCAAGUAUGCAAUUUGAUUUGGUCAAAGAAUUCGAAUGAAUUAGUAUCAACUCAUGGAUAUUCUAGAAAUCAAAUAAUAGUUUGGAAAUAUCCAUCCAUGCAGCAGAUAGCCCAAUUGACGGGUCAUACUUAUAGAGUCUUGUAUUUGUCAUUAUCACCCGAUGGAGAGACUAUCGUUACUGGUGCUGGUGAUGAAACAUUAAGAUUCUGGAACGUUUUCGAGAAGAAUAGACACAACGAAUCACCUGCAUCAGUUUUACUAGGCGCGUUUCUGCAGUUGAGAUAA
Molecule: messenger RNA, 1812 nt
Organism: Candida tropicalis MYA-3404
Lineage: Eukaryota; Fungi; Ascomycota; Pichiomycetes; Serinales; Debaryomycetaceae
Gene: CDH1
Product: Cdh1p
Exons: 1
Coding region: 1-1812 (603 amino acids)
Biological process (GO): anaphase-promoting complex-dependent catabolic process; positive regulation of ubiquitin protein ligase activity; positive regulation of anaphase-promoting complex-dependent catabolic process
Cellular component (GO): anaphase-promoting complex
Molecular function (GO): anaphase-promoting complex binding; protein binding; ubiquitin ligase activator activity
Source: RefSeq, a predicted model, not a curated record